Drosophila grimshawi is the source of this 1430-nucleotide messenger RNA. RefSeq names its product cathepsin B (gene CtsB). Gene Ontology annotation, biological process: regulation of catalytic activity. Gene Ontology annotation, cellular component: lysosome. Lineage: Eukaryota; Metazoa; Arthropoda; Insecta; Diptera; Drosophilidae. The transcript has 4 exons. The coding region runs from base 263 to 1285 and encodes 340 amino acids. Gene Ontology annotation, molecular function: cysteine-type endopeptidase activity. The record is from RefSeq and is a predicted model, not a curated record.
GAUAUCCGCUUAUCAAAAACUUUGAAAAGAACAACAACGCAUAUAAAUCGUUCUUGACCGAACGCUUGAACAGUUCGCAUUAGCUGCUGCCGAUUGUCAGUGCAGCAGAUAACAAAUUACGCCAGCUUGUAACAUUCGACUAAUUACAAAUAUAUACAUACAUAUAUUUACAUAGCCAAACGCUUGCUCGGCCGCUUACUUUUUUUUUAUUGGUUUGUCAGCGCCAUUUUGACAAAAGUGUGCAACUCAAAAAGAAAGAAAAAUGAAAUUCUUGAUAGCGACUGUGUCGCUGCUGGCACUUGUGGCCAUGACUAAAGCCACAGAGUCCGAGCCGCAUAUGCUUAGCGAUGAAUUCAUUGAGUUGGUAAAAAGCAAGGCCACAACCUGGACGCCUGGACGCAACUUUGAUGCGGCCGUGUCGGAGCAUCAUAUACGUGCCCUGAUGGGUGUUCAUCCCGAUUCGCACAAGUUCACGCUGCCCGAGAAGCGAGAGCUGCUGGGCGCUGAUGGUGAGGAUAAGGAUUUGCCCGAGGAAUUUGAUUCGAGCAAAAAUUGGCCCAAUUGCCCAACAAUUCGGGAAAUUCGUGAUCAGGGCUCCUGCGGCUCCUGCUGGGCCUUUGGAGCCGUUGAGGCCAUGUCGGACCGCGUCUGCAUUCAUUCGAAUGCCACUGUUAACUUCCACUUCUCCGCUGAUGAUUUGGUGACCUGUUGCCACACCUGCGGCUUUGGCUGCAAUGGUGGUUUUCCUGGCGCCGCCUGGAGCUACUGGACGACCAGGGGCAUUGUUAGCGGCGGCUCCUACAAUUCCACAGAGGGUUGCCGACCCUAUGAGGUAGAGCCCUGCGAGCAUCAUGUCGAUGGCCCACGUCCACCCUGCCAUUCAGGCAGCACUCCUCACUGCAAGCACCAGUGCCAGCCCAACUACUCCGUAGACUAUGAAAAGGACAAGCAUUUCGGCGCCAGCUCAUACUCUAUCAAUCGCAAUCCGCGCAACAUUCAGCGCGAGAUCAUGACCAAUGGACCGGUGGAGGGUGCAUUUACUGUCUAUGAGGAUUUGAUAUUGUACAAGACGGGCGUCUAUCAGCAUGUCCAUGGCAAGCAGUUGGGCGGUCAUGCCAUACGCAUCAUCGGCUGGGGUGUCUGGGGGGAGAGCAAGGUGCCCUAUUGGCUCAUUGCCAACUCAUGGAACACCGACUGGGGAGACAAUGGUUUCUUCCGCAUAUUGCGCGGCAAGGAUCAUUGCGGCAUCGAGAGCCAAAUUUCUGCGGGUUUGCCCAAAUUGUGAGCUAACAAAGUGUCUUUCAAAUUUGUUUCUCGUAUGUUUCUCGGCUUAAUUAAUGAUUUCCACUAUGUAUAUUAACAUGUAAUGACAACCUAAAUUUGUUAGGACCUAAAUAAAUCAAACAAAAUGAAGUGAAAACAACCAAUAA